Molecule: messenger RNA, 2547 nt
Organism: Fonsecaea pedrosoi CBS 271.37
Lineage: Eukaryota; Fungi; Ascomycota; Eurotiomycetes; Chaetothyriales; Herpotrichiellaceae
Exons: 2
Coding region: 1-2547 (848 amino acids)
Biological process (GO): protein processing
Cellular component (GO): Golgi membrane; trans-Golgi network
Molecular function (GO): serine-type endopeptidase activity
Source: RefSeq, a predicted model, not a curated record
AUGCGGCUUCCAGUAUGGCUUCCACUCCUCCUGACUGGGUUCACCAAAGCGACGCCGCGCGACUAUGACCAGAAUGACUACUUUGCCCUCCAUCUCCACCCUACCGCGGUUCCUCAAGAAGUUGCGGAUCGACUGGGGAUAAAUCUUGAAGGACAGAUUGGGGAACUGAGCCAUCAUUAUUCUUUUUCAUGCUCGAAAAGCUCCUGUCAGGAGUUGGGGCAUGCGUUACAAGAAUUAAAGAGGAGAAAGAAGAGAAGGAGACGCUCCUUAGACGGCAGAGAUGCAUUGGCUCCGCGAGCAGAAACAUCCCCGGAUCUUACAGAUGUUCUUUGGUCGGAGAAGCAAGAGUUGCGACAUCGCCAUGUCAAGCGAGUACCUCCACCUCUCCCGGCCGGUCGUGUACGCCAGGACGCCGUGGACCCAGAGUCUGAUGGAUCGUCGGAACAAGCACAGCAAGAAGCAAUUCAGCGUUUGAACACCAUCGCAGACACUCUAAAGAUCAAAGACCCUAUUUUUAAGGAGCAGUGGCACUUAUUCAAUCCUCUACAGCUUGGUCACGAUCUGAACGUCACUGGUCUCUGGCUGGAGGGCAUUACUGGUAAUGGUACCAUUUCUGCUGUUAUCGAUGAUGGACUGGACUUGUACAGCAACGACCUCAAGGACAACUAUUAUGCGGAAGGUUCGUGGGACUUUAACGACAACUCUCCCGAACCGAAGCCGCGACUUUUUGAUGACAAACAUGGCACCCGCUGUGCGGGAGAGAUUGCCGCUGUUAGAAAUAACGUUUGCGGCGUGGGGAUGGCCUAUGACAGCAAAGUCGCGGGCAUUCGAAUUUUGUCAAAACCCAUCACUGAUGAAGACGAGGCGAUAGCCAUAAACUACCACUACCAGGACAAUCAGAUCUACUCCUGUUCUUGGGGUCCACCUGACGAUGGCGCAACCAUGGAAGCCCCGGGUCUUCUCAUCCAACGAGCCAUGGUCAAUGGUAUUCAGAAUGGUCGAAACGGCCUAGGGUCUGUUUUCGUCUUUGCGGCCGGGAACGGAGCGGCAAGUCAGGACAACUGCAACUUUGAUGGUUAUACCAACAGCAUCUACAGUAUCACGGUCGGAGGCAUUGACCGCGCCGGUAACCAUCCCUACUACUCCGAAGCUUGCUCCGCACAACUAGUUGUGACAUAUAGUUCCGGCAAUCAGGACGCCAUCCACACUACCGAUGUUGGGGUCGACAAAUGUUACAAUGGUCAUGGUGGGACAUCAGCCGCGGGCCCGCUCGUUGUCGGCACAGUAGCACUUGCACUCGGCAUUCGGCCAGACCUUACCUGGCGAGAUCUACAAUAUCUUUGCGUUGAGACCGCCAUCCCCAUACACGAAGACGACGGAAGCUGGCAGAACACGACCAUUGGCAAGAGAUUCAGCCAUGCCUACGGGUAUGGCAAAAUCGACGCUUAUAGAUUCGUCGAGGCUGCUAAGACGUGGAAAACGGUCAAGCCACAAGCGUGGUUCCACUCACCCUGGCUCAGCGUCCAGCAUGAUAUACCGGAGGGUGAGCAAGGACUGGCUGCGAGUUUCGAAGUCACCAAGGAGAUGCUGAACAAGGCCAACCUGGAAAGACUCGAACACGUCACUGUAACCAUGAAUGUUGAGCACACCAGGAGAGGCGAUUUGAGUGUAGAUCUGAUCAGUCCCAGUGGCUUGGUCAGCGAAAUCGCGACCUCCCGUGGUCCAGACGGAGCCGCAGAAGGGUAUGAUGACUGGACGUUCAUGUCGGUGGUUCACUGGGGUGAGUCUGGGAUUGGCAACUGGACUGUGAUUGUCAAAGAUUCCCAGAAGAAUGAAUUCAACGGAACCUUUAUCGACUGGCGUCUGAAUUUAUGGGGCGAAUGUAUCAAUCCACAGAUUCAGACGCUUCACCCACUACCUGACGAGCAUGACGACGACCAUGAAACUGCCACCGUCAUUGUUAGCACAACCAGUGUGGAGCCUGGCGCUCCACCUACUGGGCUUCCCACAACACCCACCGACCAUAUUGACAGGCCUACCAAGCCUAAGCCUACCGACGCAACGGAUUCUGUGGUCAUUGUCACGGCAACCAAUACGGUGUCUGUGCCUGCAGCCACAGCGACAGUGACAGGUGAACCCAGCGAGUACUCAGAUGGCUUCCUUCCUUCGUUUUUCCCAACCUUUGGUGUAUCGAAGCGCACGCAGAUUUGGAUAUACGGCUCAAUCGUGUUGAUCAUACUCUUCUGUGUGGGCCUGGGAAUCUAUUUCUUGAUCCAACGACGUAAAAGGCUUCGAAACAAUCCCCGCGAUGCAUACGAGUUUGAAAUGGUUGGCGAUGCAGAUGAGGAUGAGCAACAAGGCUUGACUGCACGGGGAGGACGAGCCAAGGGAAGGGCUCGACGAGGCGGCGAACUGUAUGAUGCAUUUGCGGGCGAGAGUGAUGACGAUCUCUACAGUGAUGAAGAAAUAUAUCAAGACACCCCAAGUAACGACACAGGAACGGGAUCGAGGUCUGGGAGCUCUGAUGGCAAGGAAAGGGAGAAAUAA